Messenger RNA from Penicillium macrosclerotiorum, 912 nucleotides. RefSeq names its product RTA1 domain-containing protein. The transcript is spliced from 3 exons. Gene Ontology annotation, cellular component: fungal-type vacuole; plasma membrane. The coding region runs from base 1 to 912 and encodes 303 amino acids. The record is from RefSeq and is a predicted model, not a curated record. Lineage: Eukaryota; Fungi; Ascomycota; Eurotiomycetes; Eurotiales; Aspergillaceae.
AUGGAUCCCGCAACAUGCUCCCUGGAGACUUGCUCCAUCGAGGAUGCAUAUAUUCACUAUCAACCUUCGAUCCCCGGCAACACGAUCUACAUUACCCUCUUCGGGACUCUUCUCAUAGUUCAGGCCGUCCAACUUCCGCUGUAUCGCAUGUGGGGGUUCUCCCUGUCGAUGAUCGCUGGUCUAUUUCUCGAAGUCCUAGGAUAUUCCGCGCGGAUUCUGUUCCACAAUAACCCCUUCAACUUCGAUUGGUUUCUCAUGAAUCUCAUCAGUCUCACUCUCGGACCCGUUUUCUUCUGCGCCGCCCUCUACUUCCUCCUCGGUCGGACCGUGGUUGUAUACAAUGGCGAAGACAUCUCGCGUGUGAAGCCUAGGAUGUAUGCCAUCUUCUUCAUCUCGUGCGAUACGAUCGCGCUGGCAAUGCAGAGUGCUGGAGGUGCCAUCACUUCGGCAGCCGAAGGUGCAGAUAUGCGAACAACUGGGACAAACGUCAUGAUCGCUGGGUUGGCAUUUCAGGUAGCCGUUCUGACAUUGUUCAUCUACCUGGGAUCCGAGUUUGCCUUCCGCUUGCGCCGUCGGACACGGAAGGCAGAGCGGACUGGGAGCAGUGACUCUGAGAAUAGAAAGGAUGACGGGUAUGCGGCCAUCCGCGAGAGACGGCGGUGGAAAGUCUGGAUCUUCACCCUCGCUCUCUCAACACUCUUGGUCUAUAUCCGAUCUAUCUUUCGUGUUGUCGAACUCAAUGGAGGAUACGACAGCGAGUUGGCCAACGACGAGGUCGCUUUUAUGGUAUUGGAGGGAGCGAUGAUUUCAAUCAUGUGCAUUUGCAUGACUGCGAUCCAUCCUGGAUUUGCAUUGCAGCGGCGGGGAUACAAGCGAGAUAGCAAUGUGGAGUUGUUGGAGAGGAUGCCCUGA